ACAAAUUGUCAAAUAUUUAUACCUAAUAUCAUCUGAAUAACUUUCUUUUCCAGGUUCGACAAAAUAUUCAAAUCUAUUCGAUUCUGGGCUAAAAAAUUGGUCUUUAGUCUGUUGAGUGCUCUGAGUCACAUUAUGCUAAUGUUUAUUUACUGGGGUAAAGGUAAAACAGUUCCACCAGUCACGAAUGAUUUACUGUUGAUGUCAGCGACAAGAGUUGCUGAGAAGAUCAGAAAUGGGCUGUUGAAAAGUGAGGAUGUUGUGCUAGCUUACAUCGAACGAAUAAUUGAAGUGGAAACUGACAUCAAUGCAGUGGCAGAGUACCGUUUUCAAGAAGCUAUAAAAGAGGCGAAAGAAAUCGACGCUCAUAUAAAAUCUGGAAAGUAUACAAGGGAACAGUUGAAAGAGGAAAAGCCGUUACUCGGGGUUCCAUUUACAGUGAAAGUCCUUCUUAAUGUCAAAGGAGUUCCUAAUACUGGCGGCUCUUUAAUGUAUAAAGAUUCACCUUCAGCUACUACAGAUGCUCCAACAGUAGCUCUAAUGAAAUUUGCCGGAGCAAUUGUUUUAGCCACUAGCAAUUCAGCAGAGCUAGGUCUCGGCUUCGAUACAAUAAAUCUGUUGUACGGGAAAACAUGCAACCCAUAUGAUACAAAUAGAACAGCGGGAGGAAGCUCAGGUAAAAGUUCAUUUACUGUCUAUAUUGUACCUGAAAGGUUUUGGAAUAUUUUAGGUUUAGUUCCGAAUGGAGGAUGUAUUAUAAAUCCAACUGAAGAAACCUCAAAAUUUCUCGAAACUGGACCAAUGUGCAGAUACAUAGAAGACCUAGUACCGAUUAUGAAAAUUCUGACUACGAACAGCACAGAGAAACUUGACAUCGAGCGUAAAAUUGACUUUAAGAAGUUGAAAAUUUUUUAUCAAAUAAAUAUUGAUGACCCAGUUCUUAUGAGAGUUGAUAACGAAAUAGUGACUGCGAUAAAAACCGCUAUUGAUCAUUUCUUCACUGAGCAUGGCGUGGCAGCAGAAGAAGUGAACGUAAAGUUGCUUAAGCUGACUAGUGCAUUAUUUCUUCCUCUCCUAUUUUCUGAUGUUCCCAAUCUCAUACAGCAUAUUUCUCAGGGAAAAAUCAACAGUAUGAAUGGAAUACUAGAAUUAGUAAAAUUUGCUUUUGGUAGAACAAAAUUUUCGCUAGGAACCAUAGCUUUGUCAGGUUUUGGAGAAUAUUUUUCUAACAGGGAUAAAAUUCAUUUAUAUAAGAAUUUACUACACAGAUUAGAAGAAGAUUUUGAGAGCAUACUUGAUGAAAACUCUGUCUUCUUCUGUCCUACUCUUCCUUUCUCAGCACCUCGCCAUUAUGCGAUGGUACCAGACUUCUUAAACGCAGCAUACGUAGGAGGGUUCAACUUUCUUGGAUUUCCAGUAACACAAUGUCCACUUGGACUAAAUCAUGCUGGCUUGCCACAUGGAAUGCAGAUAAUUGCCAGGAAAAACAAUGAUGCUCUGACUUUGGCGUGCGCCAAAGAACUCGAUAAAGUCUUUGGUGGAUGGAUUCCUCCAAGUUAACACGUUGAGUUAACAGUCACCGGUGACCGGCACUGAGUUUGUUUGUAGAGCCACGGGGUUACCGGUGACCAGCGAAGCCAAGGUUAUUAGAAACACAUAAUUUGAGUAAAUUUUUAAUUUUUUUCAUAUUAUUAUCGUUGCUAAAAUGGGUUGAAGAAAUUAAUGCGAUAUAGAACACACAAAAAUAGUUUUUAUUUAUAGACACAGAGAUGCCAGCUUUCUCCGAGCAGCGAAUAAAUAUUUUCAACUGGUAAUUUAUUAAUUGUAAU
Parasteatoda tepidariorum (common house spider) is the source of this 1826-nucleotide messenger RNA. Lineage: Eukaryota; Metazoa; Arthropoda; Arachnida; Araneae; Theridiidae. The record is from RefSeq and is a predicted model, not a curated record.